Messenger RNA from Epinephelus fuscoguttatus (brown-marbled grouper), 1678 nucleotides. RefSeq lists its product as uncharacterized. Bases 365 to 1516 code for a protein of 383 amino acids. The transcript is spliced from 3 exons. The record is from RefSeq and is a predicted model, not a curated record. Lineage: Eukaryota; Metazoa; Chordata; Actinopteri; Perciformes; Serranidae.
AGUUGCAGCCAUUAACUCUAGCCUGUUAAUCAGUCCUAAACCUAAACUAGAUUAUAAUUCAUUUGAAAGCCUCGUUCUUAGUCUUUUACAUCCGACCUGGAAAACCUCGCAGCCACUUUUAUUUGUUAUAGUGUACCGUGCUCCUGGCCCGUAUUCUGAAUUUUUAUCUGAAUUCUCAGAGUUUUUAUCCAGUUUAGUUCUUAAAUCAGAUAAAGUUAUUAUUGUAGGCGAUUUUAACAUUCACGUCGACGUUGAUAAUGACUCCCUGGCUACCGCGUUUAUCUCAUUAUUAGACUCCAUUGGCUUCAGUCAGGGUGUACAUGAACCUACUCAUUGUUUUAACCAUACCCUUGAUCUAGUUCUGAUGUAUGGAAUUGAAAUUGAUAACCUAAAAGUCUUUCCACAGAAUCCCUCGCUAUCGGAUCAUUAUCUGAUUACUUUUGAUUUCUUUUUACUCGAUUACACGCCACUCAGCAACAGUUACUAUACUAGAUGUUUAUCAGAUAGUGCUGUCGCAAAACUAAAGGAAAAGAUUACUUCGUCGUUAAAUUCAAUACCAAGUCCUUCAGUAACAGAGGUUUCCUGUGCCGACUUUAACCUCUCCCGAAUUGAUCAUUUUGUUGAUAGCACUGUAGGCUCGCUACGAACAACGCUCGACUCUGUAGCUCCUCUUAAAAAGAAGUUAAAAAAGCAAAGAAAGUUCGCUCCUUGGUAUAACUGUCAAACCCGUAAGUUAAAACAAAUAUUGCGAAAAUUUGAAAGGAAUUGGCGAUUAACCAAACUGGAAGAAUCUCGUUUAAUCUGGACAGACAGUCUCAAAACUUAUAAGAGGGGCCUCCGCAAUGCCAGAGCAAACUAUUACUCAGCUCUAAUAGAAGACAAUAAGAACAACCCCAGGUUUCUUUUCAGCACUGUAGCCAGGCUGACUGAGAGUCAAAGCUCUAUUGAGCCUUGUAUUCCCUUAGCCCUUAGCAGUAAUGAUUUUAUGAGCUUUUUUAAUGACAAAAUUCUAACUAUUAGAGGCAAAAUUCAUGACCUCCUGCCCUCAGAUAGUACCUAUCUAACCUCAAACACAGCUGUAAAACCUAAUAUAUAUUUAGAUUGCUUCUCCCCAAUUUCUCUUCAAGAAUUGACUGCAGUGAUUUCUUCAUCCAAAUCAUCAACGUGUCUCUUAGACCCCAUCCCAACUAGGCUACUUAAGGAGGUCUUUCCUUUAGUUAACACUCAUAUAUUAGAUAUGAUCAAUAUAUCCUUAUUAACAGGCUAUGUACCACAGUCUUUUAAGAUAGCUGUAAUUAAACCUCUACUAAAAAAGCCCACCCUGAAUCCAGAGGUGUUAGCCAAUUAUAGACCAAUAUCUAAUCUUCCCUUUAUGUCAAAGAUCCUUGAGAAAGUAGUCGCAGACCAGCUGUGUGAUUUUCUCCAGGAUAAUAAUUUAUUUGAGGAAUUUCAGUCAGGAUUUAGAGUGCAUCAUAGCACUGAGACAGCUCUAGUUAAAAUUACAAUGACCUUCUGAUUGCUUCAGACAAAGGACUUGUCUCUGUACUUGUUUUAUUAGAUCUUAGUGCAGCGUUUGACACAAUUGACCAUCAAAUUCUGCUACAGAGACUGGAACACUUAAUUGGCCUAAGAGGUUCUGCACUAAGCUGGUUUAAAUCUUAUUUAUCUGAUCGUUUUC